AUGUUGACACAAAGCUCUAUUCCUGAAGUUAAGGAAGAACAGAUAGGUUUUGCCAUAAAUGAACGGAAAACGAAACUUUCUCAAUUCUUAGAUUUGGGCCCUCCGGACCUUAUUACAUUAGUCAAAUAUAUUGCAUCUACUAGUGGAUCUACACCUGCCAAGAUAUCUGAAAAACUAGGAGAUUCCGCUUCAAUUGCAAAUGUGGAUCCUGCAACUAUACUGACAGAAUUACAUUCUCAUGAUAAAUUGAAAGGUGAAAUUGGUACCUAUUUUUACUCACUAGGGACAGAUACCUCCGACCCUACAUCAAUUACAAUAUUUUUAAAGAAAAUUGCUGAUUUGAUUACUGAAGAACCUCAAGUAUGGUUUGGUAAAAGAAAGCCAUUCCAAGUUGCAAGAGUAUCCAUGUCAACAUGGAACACUUUUAGAAAAUGUGAUAUGAAUAUUAUUGUUCAUAUGCCGGGUACAGUGCAGAUGUUUAUCCUGGACGCUAAUGAUGACCAAAUAAAUAUUGAACCAAGUUCAGAAGAAAGUAAAAUCAUUUGGGCGGAAACGUUUGUUAGUGGUGUAGUAAGAUCUAUGAUGCUGAUGAAGGAUAAUUACGAAGAUGGUGAAGUUCAAAACUUAGUGGAGACAUUAAUUGUCAAUCCAUUAACUUCAGGAGAACUUGAUGCGGUAGCAGAUACAUUUAUCGAUUUAUUUCCCAUGGUGUACGAAAAGGGUGAAUUGUUAGGUUCUCCUUGUGAUGUUAUUAAUACUUCAAGAACUAAUAAUUAUCUGGCGGAAACCUUAAUUGAGAUUGUGAAAUUGACCCAUUCAGUUGAUCAGUGUCGUGAAAUGUUAGAAAAGCUAAUGAAGACUUACCCAGAGGUGGUCAUUCUAUUGACCCGUGUUUUGUUUGCUAGCGAUAUGGAAGUCGAUGCUAUCGAAUUAAUUUGUGACCAAUUAGAAAAAAUUGAAGAGAGUGAAAGUAUGGGCAGUAACGAGGAUAGUGAUCCUUCGGUACCUUUGCAGUUGGAUUAUAAAUCUGAAUUACUUUGCGUUCAAGCGGAAUUUUUAAUAAAUGUGAAACAUGAUUAUGUCUUGGCACAACAUGUGGCCCAAAGUGCUGUCAGUUGUACUCCAAGCGAAUUUAGACCAUGGUUUUUAUUAACAAGGGCAUAUAUUAGACUAAAUGAUGUUGAAAAUGCCUUAUAUACACUUAAUGCCUGUCCAAUGGCAAUAUCAAAGGAGAAAUAUUCUUUAAAGAGAGUGGUCCCAUUCCCAACUAAAAUGUCAUUACAUUUACCACUUCCAGUUGAUGUAGUAUUAGAUGGUGUCACAUCGCUGAACCCUCAGGAUAUACAAAGAGAACAUAAGACAGCCGAUCUCGCGUUGGUUAACCUUGCUUCAACGAAUUUAAAAUCUACUUAUUUACUCUGUUACAAAUUAUUAACUGAAAUUGUGGCCAUUACUGGUUGGGAUGAUUUAUUAAAAUUUAGGGCUCAAAUUUUUAUUAUGGAAAAUGAUUACCAAAGGGUAGCAUCUGAAGAAACCGCAUAUUCUUCAACAAAUGCAAAUACAGCGGCAUCUUUGAACAAUAUACCUGUAGAUACAAAUGAGGGUUCACUUUCUCCUGAAUCUGAAAGUGCGGGAAAUUCAAAUCAACCAAACAAUGAAUCUACUAAUACGCAAAACGGCAAUUCUAAUCAUAUGGAUAGUAGCCAUACAAUCACGUCCAGUGCAUCUUCAAUAAUACGUUCAAAACGUCUUUGUGAAAGAUGGUUGGAUAACCUAAUUAUGUUACUAUAUGAAGAUUUUAAAGUGUAUACCUUAUGGCAAACUGAACAUAUGCAACACGAAGCACAGAAUACGGAUUAUAGAAAGCUUACGUUUGAAUGGGAAUUGUUUGGUUUAUGUGCACGUAGAUUGGGACACUACCCUGAGGCAGCCAAAGCAUUCCAAACUGCAUUAUCCCAAAGAUUUUCAGCUCAAUCUGCAAGAAAAUUAUUAGAGUAUUGUGUUAAAGAACGUCAACGUACAAGACAAAUGGCUAACGUACCUAACUCUAAUAUGACCUCUAAUCAAAUCAUGGCACGUAUUAAUGAGUUAGACAUGACCAUUAUUGAUUUAUGUGUGAAAGUUUGUUGUUGGAAUCAUCGUUGGUAUAUUGAAUUUUCUACGCAACUGUUGAUGGCCAUAGGUUUGGUUGUCCAAGAUAUUGGGCUAACCAAGGUUUCUAACGAGAUAUCAGCUAGAUACCCAAAGUCUGUAUUCGAGUUGGUAAAGGACAAUAUAUUGAUAUUCUUAGAUGAAUAUGCAAAUGACUAUUUUGACAGUUAA
Molecule: messenger RNA, 2322 nt
Organism: Maudiozyma saulgeensis
Lineage: Eukaryota; Fungi; Ascomycota; Saccharomycetes; Saccharomycetales; Saccharomycetaceae
Source: the annotation of a GenBank genome assembly